Scleropages formosus (Asian bonytongue) is the source of this 711-nucleotide messenger RNA. It is a transcript of the gene mrpl32, whose product is annotated as mitochondrial ribosomal protein L32. Gene Ontology annotation, biological process: translation. Bases 19 to 549 code for a protein of 176 amino acids. Gene Ontology annotation, cellular component: mitochondrial large ribosomal subunit. NCBI's taxonomy places the organism in Eukaryota, Metazoa, Chordata, Actinopteri, Osteoglossiformes, Osteoglossidae. The transcript is spliced from 3 exons. Gene Ontology annotation, molecular function: structural constituent of ribosome. The record is from RefSeq and is a predicted model, not a curated record.
UUAGAUAGUACAGUAAAUAUGAAUUUAUCCAGCUUUGUUGGUUUCCUCAGACGUUCGCUGUUACACUUAGAAUGUAGAAUUAUGGAGGCAGCAGGACUGGACAGACAUUUUGCUCCAGCUCUGGCCGUGCAGGGUCCAAACCUUCUUGAACAGCCGCAGCGUGAGAAUGGAGAAUGCAAAGAAAAUAGUCUACUGGAUAGCAUUUUCUGGAUGGCAGCCCCCAAGAAAAGACGGACCAUCGAGGUCAACCGCUGCAGGAGGCGCAAUGAGAACAAGCUCAUUCCCAUUAAGAACAACAUUGUACCCUGUCCAGAGUGUGGGCACCUGAAGCAGAAACAUAUUCUAUGUGGUUUCUGUUACGAGAAGGUCCGUCGGGAGACUGCACUGAUUCGUGGACAGAUACAGGCCAUGGAAGGUGGUCCCCUGAAGAAUCCAGCCAUGGAGACUGUUGUCCUUUAUGAAAAUGAAAAGCCUGGAGAUGCUGACAAGGGGAAGCGUAUUGUAGAAGUAAAGAGAAAACGGCCCUCCUGGUUCAGUCAGUUGGUGUGAAUUACACCCAAGCACUGAACUGUACUGUAGUACAGUCUGUAUACUGUACUAAGAUGUAUCUUGUAUCCUUACUUUAUUAUGGAAUCUUUGUCAAAGCCUUGUAUGUAGUCUACAUUAUAGACCAUCGUACAAGGCUUGAAAAUCUGUAAUUUGCUCUGACAU